CGGCGGCGAGCGAGGGAGGGAGCGCUGUCUGGAGGAGCGGCGCCGGCAGUCUGAGCUCCGCGAUCCCAGCCCUGGCGAGGCGGGUGGGGCGGGGCGCGAGCCGCGGGAGCGAGCCUGGUCGCCCGCCGGGCCGCGGAGACUGUCGCCGGGCGCCGAGGUUCCCAGUAAGGCUGCACAGAGGACCCCCUUAACUGUGGCAAUGGAAGGGGGCCCAGCAGUCUGCUGCCAGGACCCUCGGGCAGAGUUGGUGGAACGAGUGGCAGCCAUUGAUGUGGCCCACUUGGAGGAGGCAGGUGGUGGUCCAGAGCCUGCCAGGAAUGGCGUGGACCCUCCGCCAAGGACCAGAGCUGCCUCUGUGAUCCCUGGUGGUGCUUCAAGACCCCCACUAGCCCGGCCCAGCCUUUCAGCCAGGAAGUUCUCCCUGCAAGAGCGGCCAGCAGGAAGCUGCCUGGAGCCCCAGGCUGGGCCUUAUGCCACAGGGCCUGCCAGCCACAUCUCCCCACGGGUCUGGCGGAGGCCCACCAUUGAGUCCCACCAUGUGGCUAUCUCAGAUACAGAGGACUGUGUGCAGCUGAACCAAUACAAGCUACAGAGUGAGAUUGGCAAGGGUGCCUACGGCGUGGUGAGACUGGCCUACAACGAAAGUGAAGACAGGCACUAUGCAAUGAAAGUUCUUUCCAAAAAGAAGUUACUGAAGCAGUAUGGCUUUCCACGUCGCCCUCCCCCAAGGGGGUCCCAAGCUACCCAAGGAGGACCAGCCAAGCAGCUGCUGCCGCUGGAGCGAGUGUACCAGGAGAUUGCCAUCUUGAAGAAGCUGGACCAUGUGAAUGUGGUCAAGCUGAUUGAGGUUUUGGACGACCCAGCUGAGGACAAUCUCUAUUUAGUGUUUGACCUCCUGAGAAAGGGGCCGGUCAUGGAGGUGCCCAGCGACAAGCCCUUCCCCGAAGAGCAAGCUCGCCUCUACUUGCGGGACAUCAUCUUGGGCCUUGAGUACUUGCACUGCCAGAAGAUCAUCCACCGGGACAUCAAGCCGUCCAACCUGCUCCUGGGCGAUGAUGGGCAUGUGAAAAUUGCCGACUUUGGCGUCAGCAACCAGUUUGAGGGGAACGACGCUCAGCUGUCCAGCACUGCUGGGACUCCAGCGUUCAUGGCCCCCGAAGCCAUUUCUGAUUCCGGCCAGAGCUUCAGUGGGAAGGCCUUGGACGUGUGGGCCACUGGGGUCACAUUAUACUGCUUUGUCUAUGGCAAGUGCCCGUUCAUCGAUGAUUACAUCCUGGCCCUGCAUAGGAAGAUCAAGAAUGAGGCCGUGGUGUUUCCCGAGGAGCCAAACAUCAGUGAGGAGCUCAAGGACCUAAUUCUGAAGAUGCUAGACAAGAAUCCUGAAACAAGGAUUGGGGUGCCAGACAUCAAGUUGCACCCCUGGGUGACCAAGAGUGGGGAGGAGCCCCUUCCCUCAGAGGAGGAACACUGCAGUGUGGUGGAGGUGACCGAGGAGGAAGUGAAGAACUCGGUCAAGCUCAUCCCCAGCUGGACCACGGUGAUCCUGGUUAAGUCCAUGCUGAGAAAGCGUUCCUUUGGGAACCCAUUUGAGCCCCAAGCUCGGAGGGAAGAGCGAUCUAUGUCUGCUCCAGGAAACUUACUGUCGAUGCUGCAGGGAGGAGACGUUGUGCACCCCCACCCCCAUCUUCCGCCCCUUCCACCUGCUGUGUGGAAAAGGCGUGCUCCCUAGAGAGGAAAGACAGGUGUGGCGAAGGGGGCAAGAGCCUGGAGCUCCCCGGCGUUCAAGAAGAUGAGGCUGCAUCCUGAGCCCCUGCAUGCGCCCAGGGCCGCCGGCAGCACGCUCAUCCCACGCCUCCAAAGGCCCACUGCCCUCAUGCCGACAGUCGCCCCUGCGGGCAGGGGGCUGAGGACUGUGGCCCCUCUUCCGGCCCUCCUCCUUCUAUCAUGCUGCAUGACCUCAGCGCGCAAGUCCAGGGACAGGACUGGAAUGUUUGUCAUCUGGGGUUUGGGGGGCAGGGCUCCCAUAAGGCCUUUCUCCUUGUCCUGGCUCUCCCUGAUGGGAUCCAUCCUAUGGGAAAGAGAGGUACCCAUGGUGCCUUAGAAACGCCACCUGGCUGCUUGGCAAGGCAGGAGGUAGGAAACCAAGGUAGCAGGUGGAGUCCUGGCUUACCACCAUAGCAGAGACCGCCCACGGGGAGCCAGGCGGGCCUGGCUCACUGCCUCAUGUGCAUGGAGAGCUGUACCUUGCCCACCUCAGAGGGGGUCCUGCCGGAGCUCUUAUCUACUGAGAAUGCUGACAUGGAGGCUCUGAGCCCUCAGUGGGUAUUCCUAGGCCUCAGGGAGGCAGGGGCCAGCAUUGGAGAAUUCAGAUUCCUUUUUUGCUGUCUUUUACUUUUGUUUUUAAUGUCAGGAGCGGAGUGGUGUAAAGGCCUGCUUGGGAACACCUAGAAAGCUCUCCUACAGCUUUGGGUGGUUCCCGGCACACUCCUCAUUAUUUGGCAGCCAGGUGGGAUGGACUGACCUUCCUUGAUUUUGUCACACUCGGUGCCACCGGGAGAAUGGGUUAAAUGAAAGCUUCCGGCAGGGGCCUGAGCCAGGAGCACCCACCUUCCCUGCCCACUUUACUCCCUCCCCGUGUGGCUCCCCUGUAGGAGAGACACCAGGGGCUGGCUGACCAAAGGCCCUGGACUCACAGGGCUGUGGCCUUGCAGAUGCUGAUGUAACUGGAAUCCAAUCUCCGACCCUACACUGGCCUACCCAUCUGGCCCCAGAAGCUGCCCUCACGUUCCUACAAUGAAGGACAAACUGCCCAGGUUGGAGGCAGCACUGGAAGCGGGACCCUGGUGGGGUGUGCAUGCUGGCAAGUGGCCACAGAGAGGUGGGCCUCCUGCCACUGCCUCACCCCAAAGACGGUUGACAUUCGGCCUGCUCAGAGCUGGUGCGCUGGAGCAUGUGUGUGGACCUGGCCAUGCUGGGGCAGACUUUAUCUUCUCCCUGGGAUCUGUGCCUGGUUGGCUUGGCACUUACUGACCAAAUGCUCAAGAGAUUGACCCCAAAGGAAAAUAAAGCAGGACUCAGAUACGUCCCCUGACAA
Molecule: messenger RNA, 3094 nt
Organism: Neofelis nebulosa (Clouded leopard)
Lineage: Eukaryota; Metazoa; Chordata; Mammalia; Carnivora; Felidae
Gene: CAMKK1
Product: calcium/calmodulin dependent protein kinase kinase 1
Exons: 17
Coding region: 200-1729 (509 amino acids)
Biological process (GO): activation of protein kinase activity; protein phosphorylation; CAMKK-AMPK signaling cascade
Cellular component (GO): cytoplasm
Molecular function (GO): ATP binding; calcium/calmodulin-dependent protein kinase activity; calmodulin binding
Source: RefSeq, a predicted model, not a curated record